Nicrophorus vespilloides is the source of this 590-nucleotide messenger RNA. RefSeq names its product V-type proton ATPase subunit F 1. Gene Ontology annotation, biological process: proton transmembrane transport. Gene Ontology annotation, cellular component: proton-transporting V-type ATPase, V1 domain; membrane. Bases 87 to 461 code for a protein of 124 amino acids. Lineage: Eukaryota; Metazoa; Arthropoda; Insecta; Coleoptera; Silphidae. The record is from RefSeq and is a predicted model, not a curated record. The transcript has 4 exons. Gene Ontology annotation, molecular function: proton-transporting ATPase activity, rotational mechanism.
GUAUGCUAGUAGUCAGCUGAGGCUUGUCAGACGAACUUGUCUCGUGACAAAAUUAGACCUAAUUGUUGAAGAGUAUAACAAUUAAAAUGGCUUUGCAUUCAUCAGUUAAGGGAAAAUUGAUAUCCGUUAUUGGGGAUGAAGAUACCUGUGUUGGAUUCUUAUUGGGUGGAGUAGGUGAAAUCAACAAAAAUCGUCACUCCAAUUUUAUGGUGGUCGAUAAAAACACUGCCAUAAGUGAAAUUGAGGAGUGCUUCAAGAGGUUCUUGAAGAGAGAUGAUAUUGAUAUCAUUUUGAUCAACCAAAAUGUAGCUGAGCUUAUUCGUCAUGUGAUUGAUGGACACACUCAACCUGUCCCAGCUGUACUGGAAAUUCCAUCCAAAGACCAUCCCUAUGAUGCAAGCAAGGAUUCAAUUUUGCGCAGAGCUAGAGGCAUGUUCAACCCUGAGGAUAUGGCCCGUUAAAGUGUAUGAUACCAAUAUUGUUAAUACUUGUAUAGAAAAGUAGAUUUUAUUGUGUAAGAAUAAGUGAAAAAAAAAACAGUAAUUAACAUUCCGUGUGUGUAUAAUUUGAAAUGAAUAAAACAGGUAAAU